CCAUCAAACCUAUCACUCUUUCCACCAUAAACGUUUCAAUAGCAAACAAAGGAAGGAAAACCAAAAUCAUGCUUUGCAAGGUCCCAUUAGCCCUUUUUUUUCUCCUAGGUACAGCCCUAAUCUUUCCCUCUUACGAGCAAGACACAGCACAAGAUUAUCUGGAUGCUCACAACCAGGCUCGGGCAGAUGUUGGUGUUGGACCCUUGAUUUGGGAUGACAAGGUCGCAGCCUACGCACAGAACUAUGCAAACCAACGUAUUAGCGACUGUGUUCUUCUGCGCUCUGGCGGGCCUUACGGCGAGAACAUGGCAUGGGGCAGUGGUAACCUUUCAGGCACAGAUGCUGUAAAGAUGUGGGUUGAUGAAAAGGCCUAUUAUAAUUAUAGUAUUAAUUCUUGUGGUCCAGACCAGCAGUGUGGGCACUAUACUCAGGUGGUUUGGCAUGACUCGGUUCGCUUAGGGUGUGCUAAGGUGACCUGCGAAAGUGGAGGAACCUUCAUUGUGUGCAACUAUGACCCUCCUGGAAACAUCAUUGGGUGCCGCUAUAUAGGAAACUGCUCAAAUUAUAACUUCAAUGCCGCUCAACAAUCCAAUAUUAGCCUGGGAUCUUCUCUUUCUCCCGCUGGCAGCAACUCAUCCUGGCUCUCACAUUCAGGUCGUUUUGCCUUCGGAUUCUUCUCCCAAGGCAAUGGCUUUGGUAUAGGUACGUGGUUUGCUGGAAUUCCACAAAAGACUGUUACAUGGACAGCAAACAGAGAUGGCCCUCCAAUCUCCCGCAAUGCAACCUUGGCUUUAACCAGUGAUGGUAGGCUUGUCCUGCAAGUCAUUAGAGGUCAAGCCAUAUCCAUUUGGAAUGCAUCAAUGCGGGCAUCCUAUGCUUCCAUUCUAGAUUCUGGCAACUUCGUCCUCUACGAUGCUGAUUCGAGAAUCAUAUGGCAAAGUUUUGAUCACCAAACAGACACCCUUUUGCCAGGACAGCUCCUGCGGUCUGGUAAUGAGCUGGUCUCUAGUAUCUCGGAAAGCAAUCACUCAACAGGUAAUUAUCGGCUUGUUAUGCAGCAUGAUGGGAACCUUGUCCUGUACCCAGUAGCUACCCUAAAUUCAAAGGAAUAUUCUUAUUGGGGUGCAACUACUAAUUUUCUAGGAGAUAAUGCCACAUUAACGCUCAGUGAAAAUGGACUCCUGUACAUGCUCAAUCGUAGUGGGGUCAACGCGAAGAACAUUACCAAUGGUGGAAAUCCUGCUGAUGGGAAGACAUACCGCCUGACAAUAGAUGCUGAUGGGAUAGUCCGCUUGUAUUCUCAUAACAUGGAUCAGAAUGGUAAUUGGUCAAUCGAAUGGUCAGUGCCAAAUGACAGGUGCGAUCCGAAAGGCGUCUGCGGCAUUAAUGCAUAUUGUAUUCUCUUGGAUGAAGAACCUGUUUGCAAUUGUCCUCAAGGUUUUGUCUACAUCGAUCAGAAGCAGAAAAAUAUGGGAUGCAACAGAAAUUUUCUUGUAGAGAAUUGUCUUUUCAAUAAUGAAAAUACGAAGUAUACCAUUUACGAAUUGGAAAACAUUGUGUGGGAAGAUAAUGCAUAUUCUGUUUUAUCGUCGGCAGCAAAAGAAGACUGUAACCGGGCUUGUUUAAUGGACUGCAACUGUGAAGCUGCUCUGUUUCAAGACCAGAUGUGCAAGAAACAAAAGCUUCCACUGAGAUUUGGGAAGAGAGAUCUAGACGGCGUGAGUACUGUAGCCUUGAUGAAAGUAGGGGAUGGAGGCUUAACAACCAUCCCUACAGAAAGCAAGCAGCCGUCAACUGGCAUCUUAAUAGGUGGUGUUGCUUGUUUAACUUUUUCCUUCCUAGUCCUUGCAACAUCUGGUGUUCUUAUUUUUAGACACCGUGCUUCAGAAUAUAAAGCCACCCAUAAUGAACCAGAUACAGAAUUGGCAUCAGAUGUCACAUUGAGAUCAUUUACCUAUGAAGAACUUGAAAGAGCGACCAAUGGCUUCAAUGAGAGGUUAGGAAGGGGAGCUUUUGGGACAGUUUUCAAAGGAGCCUUGUCAAAUGGGCAGACGGCAAUUGCUGUUAAAAGAUUGGAGAAAAUGGAGUCCGAAGGAGAGCCUGAAUUUCUGAAUGAGAUGAGAUCAAUCGGUAGAACUCACCACAGAAAUCUCGUACGCUUGCUUGGUUACUGCCAUGACAAAACCAACAGGCUUCUAGUUUACGAAUACAUGAGAAAUGGAUCACUUACACAGUUUCUGAUAAAAUCAGGAACAAAACCUAGUUGGGGAGACAGAAUUCGAAUUGCUUUAGAGAUAGCCAGAGGGAUCCUUUAUCUGCAUGAGGAAUGUGAGGCUCAAAUCAUCCACUGUGACAUAAAUCCUAACAACAUACUAAUGGAUGAACACAUGCAUGCAAAAAUUUCAGAUUUUGGACUGGCAAAGUUGUUGAUGCCGGACCAAAGCAGGACAAUAACUGACAUCAUGAGAGGAACGAGGGGAUAUGUUGCCCCGGAAUGGCACAAGAACCAGCCAAUCACAGUGAAAGCAGAUGUGUACAGCUUUGGCAUUGUAUUUCUAGAGAUCAUGUGUUGCCGGAGGAAUGUGGCUGCGAAUGUUCCAGAAAAUGAAGCUAUUCUUGUAGACUGGGUGUCCAGCUGUUUUGAGGAAAAUGAAUUGCACAAGCUGGUCAGUGCAGAAGAAGUAGAUGAGCAAACAUUUCAGAGAAUGGUUUGUAUUGGACUUUGGUGCAUCCAAGAGGAUCCAUCAGUUCGUCCUUCAAUGAAGAAGGUGGUUUUAAUGUUGGAAGGUUUUGCAGAAAUACCUAUUCCUCCCAGCCCUGCUUCUGGCAGCAAUACAUUCUAUCGCCCUACAGUGCAUGUGCCUUGAACCUACUUUAUUUGUUGUUGAAUGUUGAACUAAUCUAAUUUAAAUUGUAGAUGAUGAUUAGUUUUUCCAAUGUGUUAUUAUUCCAAAUCAAAAUUGUCAGAAUUUGAACUCUAAAUGUUUUAUAUUAUGAGAUAUGAAUUCGAUAAUUGAAUUAA
Molecule: messenger RNA, 3022 nt
Organism: Hevea brasiliensis (rubber tree)
Lineage: Eukaryota; Viridiplantae; Streptophyta; Magnoliopsida; Malpighiales; Euphorbiaceae
Product: G-type lectin S-receptor-like serine/threonine-protein kinase LECRK3
Exons: 3
Coding region: 69-2867 (932 amino acids)
Biological process (GO): recognition of pollen; protein phosphorylation
Cellular component (GO): extracellular region
Molecular function (GO): protein serine/threonine kinase activity; ATP binding
Source: RefSeq, a predicted model, not a curated record